AUGCCGGCGAGCUACCGGUAUUGCGGCCAAAGCAUAAUGGCAAAAUUAAAAAAUAGGGUAAACAUCCUUGUGUUAAGCAUAAGGAGGAAGAACCUCUGGCCCCGAAAGGGCGCCAGAGGUAGGGUUUAUAUACAAGGGUUGGGGGCCGUGCCCUCGGGCUUGGCCCUGGGGCCAAGCCACGGGCACAAGCCACGGGCCCAAGCCAAAAGCCCAAGCCUUGCAAUUAGCUUUUUACAUUGCGCUUUAAAAAACGUUCCCUUUACAUUAUUAUGCAAAAAGAUACGAAAAACAAAAUACGUUACCUGGUCCGGUAAAAAAGCUACGGCCUUAGCGGAAAUACGUAAAAGUCUUCCACUAACUUGUUUAAUGCCUAAAACCUUAUUAAUAACUACAAUAAGCGUUAAGCCCAGUUGGCCACUUUUAAAAACGCCCCGGAGCUGA
This is a messenger RNA of Gaeumannomyces tritici R3-111a-1, 441 nucleotides long. RefSeq lists its product as hypothetical. The record is from RefSeq and is a predicted model, not a curated record. Lineage: Eukaryota; Fungi; Ascomycota; Sordariomycetes; Magnaporthales; Magnaporthaceae. The coding region runs from base 1 to 441 and encodes 146 amino acids. The transcript has 5 exons.